AGGGCCAAUCUGGCUGUCAUCAAUGACCUGUCAGGGUAGUGAGAAUAAUGUAACAGAAUGUGUUGAUGUGGAGUAUUCUUAUACUGGUUGUACACAUGCUAAUGAUGCUGGUGUUGUAUGUUCUACUUCACCUACGACCACACCCACUACCACACUUACAACUACGCCAACUACUACACCUACAACCACACCAACUACCACACCCACCACCACACUUACAACUACGCCAACUACUACACCUACAACCACACCAACUACCACACCUACUACCACACCAACUACUACACCUACAACCACGUCAACUACCACACUUACGACCACAUCAACUACCACACCUACGACCACACCAACUACCACACCUACGACCACACCUACAACCACACCAACUACCACACCUACGACCACACCUGCGACCACACCUACUACUACACCUACGACCACAUCAAUUACCACACCAACCACCACACAUACGACCACACCUACGACCACACCUUCGACCACAUCAACUACCACACCUAAGACCACGCCAACGACCACACCUACGACUACACUAACGACUAAACCCACUACCACACCUACGACCACACCUACUACCAAACCCACAAACACACCUACUACCACACCCACUACCACAACUACGACCACGCCAACUACUACACCUACGACCACACCAACUACCACACCUACUACUACGCCUGUGACCACACCUACUAGCACACCUACGACCACACCCUCUACCACACCUACAACCACACCUACUACCACACCCACUACCACACCUACAACCGCGCCAACUACUACACCAACAUCGACACCCACAUCAACGACAACACCAAAACCCAUGACUACACCCACGACUACACUCACGGCUACACCAAGUACUACUAUAAUAUCCACACCUGCGACUACAACCACGCCCAUUACAAUUCCAUUAUCCACGUCAACACCCACCACGAACCCCACAACAUCACCCACAGUCGUAACAUCAACUGAUCAAAGGGAAACAACUCCACUUAUAGAAGGGAAAAAUGACAAACAGGAUGGUUUAACACAGCAAGAAGUUACAAUAACAGUUGGAAGUAUAUUAGGAACUAUAAUAAUAAUUGUAUCAGUUAUAGCCAUUGUUCUAUAUAAAAUGAGAACUUCAGGAAGUGUGGAUCUUCUAUCCAAUGAUACUGAGUAUAUUCCAUUCGGUUCAUCGAACAUAGCAGCGACGUCUGAUGAAACUAAUUUAUCGUUUACCAAUGCUACAUACACUACAAUGGAAUAAAAAACUAAAAACAAGCGUUAUUAUAAUAGGGUAUAAAC
Patella vulgata (common limpet) is the source of this 1308-nucleotide messenger RNA. Its product is annotated as mucin-2. NCBI's taxonomy places the organism in Eukaryota, Metazoa, Mollusca, Gastropoda, Patellidae. The coding region runs from base 23 to 1270 and encodes 415 amino acids. Gene Ontology annotation, cellular component: membrane. The record is from RefSeq and is a predicted model, not a curated record. The transcript has a single exon.